Psylliodes chrysocephalus is the source of this 14759-nucleotide messenger RNA. Lineage: Eukaryota; Metazoa; Arthropoda; Insecta; Coleoptera; Chrysomelidae. The record is from the annotation of a GenBank genome assembly.
GUAAAACGUCAAAAUUUCCCACAAAAUUGGAUGUUGAAUUAUUGGAAUAUCCGAAUGUCCGAAAAAGUGUAAAAAUAUACUCCCAACAGCCAACAUUUUAUUAUUUUUAUUGCAUAGAACACAUGUGUACACUGUACAGUGACAAGGGAUCAGCAUCAUGCGCAUUUAGAUGCGCAAUAGAUACGACGUUUCAACCACAUGACAUAAAAAUUUUGCUAUUUGCAUGCACAGUAAUUCACAUAUGACAGUGCAGUUGUGAACGAGGGGUUUAAUGGUUAGAAAACUCAAAUAAAUGAUGUUCAUUUGAUUGGUUAAAUUUUACUGCUUUUUAAAUUUUCGUGACAACGUCACCAUUAACUCUUUUUUGUUUAAAUUUAUUCCAAUCUACAUAACCUCUUUUCAAGAUGAAUCCCGAAGAUUACGAAACGCUUCCGACCGAUAAUGUGACUACACAUAUGAUAGCUGGUGCGAUAGCUGGUAUUAUGGAGCACUGUGUUAUGUACCCCCUGGACUCUGUUAAGACUAGAAUGCAGUCUCUAGCGGCCUCGGGCACAGAAGGUAUCAGUGAAACUUUGUUAAGAAUGGUUAGACAUGAAGGACUACUUAGGCCUGUAAGGGGUAUGUCUGCUAUGGUUGUGGGGGCAGGACCCUCGCAUGCUUUAUACUUUAGUAGUUAUGAAUAUUUGAAGAACACUUUAACAAGGACUUUUAAUUCAUCCAAAUUUGAUACAUUAGCUUUUGGUGCAUCUGGGUGUAUAGCAACUCUAAUCCAUGAUGGUUUUAUGAACCCAGCAGAAGUUGUGAAGCAACGAAUGCAAAUGACAAAUUCUCCUUACAAAUCGGCGCUGAGGUGUGCCAUAAGUAUAUAUCGUACAGAAGGAUUCAAGGCCUUUUACAGAUCGUACACUACACAAUUAACUAUGAAUGUACCUUUCCAGAGCAUACAUUUUGUAGUUUACGAAUUAUCGCAGAAGGCGUUAAACAAAGACAAAUUAUACGACCCAAAGGCGCACAUGGCAAGCGGAGCCCUAGCCGGUGGUAUCGCUGCAGCUAUUACGACGCCCUUGGACGUUUGUAAAACUCUCUUAAAUACUCAGCAGACUCCGGUGGCGAGUGGAAUGGUCGAAGCUGUGAAGACCGUUUAUAGGUUAAAGGGCGUUUCCGGUUAUUUUAGAGGAAUGCAAGCUAGAGUAAUGUAUCAAAUGCCAGCAACGGCCAUCUGUUGGUCGACAUAUGAAUUCUUCAAAUAUGCUCUGGGAACCACCCCUGACUUGAGAUUACUGCCCUCGGCCAGCGGUACUGUCAUCAGUGCUGAUUCAGCAUCGACAACAACCGACACGGAACUAAUGACAGACGACAGUAUUAGGACCGAAGUGAGUAAUGAAAAGUACAAUUUGAAGGCUCGCGAAUUGCCGGCUAUGUCCGGAGCCGGUUUAUACGGAACGAUAUCGUUCAAUACGAUGCACAAGGCCGACUUCCAACAACAAAAGGACUCGUUUCUCGAUAUCGGUCACACAUAGUACAACCCAUUUCUGGUUCUUUUCAUUUUAUUGAUAUAAGUAUUAUUGUACCAGUCAGAAAUUUUGUGUUUUUGAAUUUAUUCGUUUCGGCUGUCAGAAAUUGGUUUUAGCGCGCUGGUAUAAGCGUCGUUUUGGAUUAAGGUGCUAAUUUAAACAAUGUAUUAUCAUCUGUACACCAAGGCAUAAAGAUUAUCUAUAAAAAAUUUAAUUUGCAAUUUUUUUAAAGCAUUUGCCAGCUUGCUGGGGCGUGGUAGGUGUUCGAUUCUGCCGACAUAUUCAUGUAUGGAAAAAGUUCUUACAAGUCUAGAAUCAACCCUUAAUUCACUUGUUGGACCAAUGACUGUUACAUGUCAGUCUGAAAUAAUAAAUUUCCUUCAAUUUAAAUGCAUUUAGACCUCAAAGUAAUUCCUUGUACUGUAAAUCAACGUUUGUUUAUCUAUUGCAUUUUAAGUAUUUUAUUUAUUUCAUAUGCGUCUUGGUGUAUAGGGAUAAAUUUAAUUCAAUACGAUCAUUAUUGAUAUUAUGGAGAACUUGUUUUAUUUUUGUACAUAAGUUUUAAAAAUAUAUAAAAGUAGUCUAAGACUUCAAAACAUCAAAAAAUCGAAGGAAUAGAUUAUUUUAGGAUAAAUAAAAAAUACAUUAUUAAUUGUUAUGGUUUGCUCUGGUUUUACACACACGUGUGUUAUUUUGAUCACCUGGAAACUAAUUUUAAAGUCUCACAAAUGUCCUGAGGAGGCUUCUCCAGUAAGAUGUUGACCCUACUGAGGUCUCUUCUUUAACAAUAACUAGGGUUGCCUUUAUAUACACUCACUCCAAAAAUAUUGUUAUUUUGACGUAUGCGUAAAACCAGAGUAAACCAUGGUUGGUCAUUUUAUCAUUUCGACCUAAAAAGAUCCUUUUCAAUUUUAUUGCUGCUGACUCUCAGUUUAUUAUCUCGAUUUCUAGCGGCUAGCCAAUUUUUUACCACCGAAGCGAAGUUUGUAUGUAAAAUAUGUAAAUAUAGCAGACUUUGCUUUAAACUUAUAUGAGAAUCUUAUAAUGAUGUGGUGCGAAUAUCGACGAUCGUGAUCUUGUCGAUAUAAAUUGGAUUACAUUUUGUAGCUGCAGCCGCCUAACAGUAGAUAAAAUAUUUUUAACUUCGUUUCGAUAAACCUUGCAACGUGACGUUGCGUUGUUAUAAUUAUUUUUACUUUACAAACAUUUAUGUUCUAUUCAUCUUUAGAUUUUAUUUGUUUCAAAGUUUUAAUCAACUCUUUAGAUAUUCUGCAUUGUCUGUUGCUGUUGUAACCGUGCCUGUUGCUUCUAAAUUUGGGGUUCCCUCCUAAUUAUGUGAGUCUAAUAACUUGGGCUUAGUAAGGUUACAUCACAUUUGCAAGGUUGUUCAUGACGAGGUAAAAAAUCCUAAUUUUAUUUUCCAUUAGUCGCCCACAGAUUUGUUUGUGUCUACUAGAAUAAAUUGCGUAUUUAACUGACAGCUCUGAACUGUUUUUGUAAAUUCUGUUUGUAGAAUUUGCACCACUUUCUGACGGACAAAAAAAAUUUUUUUAACAGCAUUAUAAAACAUUUUUUGUUUAGUUGUGAAAAGUUGAGAAAUUAUUGAAAUUUUUUAGAAAAAAAAAAGAUAGUCUUUAUUGAUGUUAUUUUGUUUAGAAAUAUAAGCCCAUCGCUCUGAUCAAAGUUGAUAAUAAAAGGCAAGCUAUCCUGGAUCAUUGCUGUAUUUUAAUUAAAAACUUGAAAUUUUAACAACUGAAGUUUACCGUUGCUUUAAAUCACCACGUGUAUAUAAAUAUGAAAUAUUUCUCUUUACAAAAUCAAAUCUACUUGUAAUAUUGGUAGUUUUUCAUUUUACACUCCCACUUUUCAAAAGAUUACAUUAUAAUUAUUCUUGAAAAUUGUGAUAUCAAGAAUAGAUUUGACAAUAAUAAUUAGUGGAUGAAAAUCAGUUUUUAUGUUCUUGCAGUUUUUUUCUAACUUAUAUCACAGGAACCGCCAAACCAAAUCUUAGUACUAAAAUACCAACUUUGUCAAAAUAGUAAUACAAACAUUUGGAAAUGUGAAGAUAUAAUCCCCAAUUCGUCCUACGAAAUUAAGAAAUAUAUCCCCACAUCCCCAAAGUAAAAACAAACCAAAGAAAAAUAUUUGAGAAAGCUGAGAAAGAAAAAGAAAAAUGAUUGCAUAGCAGGGACAGAAGUUGGAAAGUGUUUGGUAGGUAGAGAGGUGGUAAAUGUCAAACCCCGUCGGACGGUUUCGAGAAUUUCGCGGUAAUGUUUCUUCUGCAGUGUCGUAUCGUAGAAUAAAGUUAUUUUAAAUUAUUACUGGUAGAAUCGGACAAACGUAUCUAUUUAUGAGCUACAAAUAAUUAUUUAAACAAGAAAUAAUAUGCCAAAUCAUAAUUCUACAAAAUUUCAACAGCUAUUCACAAUUUAUUAAACUAUUUUCGCGAAAUUGUUAUUAGCAUCUAUAAAAUAAUUUUCUAUGCCAAUGAAAAGGCGUUCACUUCGGUUAGCUUCGCGAUAAAAUCCUGUGUAUGAAGUGGGAGAACUGCGAAAAACCUUUCCAACCUCUGUUCCUGCUUUACCUGCCAGGAAUCGUUCCUGGAUCUUUUGAGUAUAGAACUUUGCGCCUUGUAUCAAUUAGACCACAUGAAAACAUAGACGAUAGUCAAAUUUGUAAAUCUGAGCUUAUCAGAUUCUGACUCGUCAGUACAAACAUUCUCCUCUUUCACUAGCUCUCUCAAAGGUCGUUUAAGGACGCCAAGCUUAGCUUGUAGUAGAAUAAAUUGUAAGAUCCUUCUUUCACUUGCUAGUGCUGAGUCUUUAUAUGUGUUUGAUUUAUAUCUCGAUAAAUUCAUCUUUAAUUCAAUAUUUUUCUUAGACCUGUAGGUGAGGGGAUGGGCUACCCCCGCUGUACUUAAGCAUAUUGUGCAUCGUCUUAUCUCGUCUGCCAGCCGAUAAAUUAGUUAUAGUUGACAAUGUCACCAAGAGGUGGUUCUAUUAUAUUGUCGAAAUACAAAUCUAUCUUCUUCCCUCCUGCAGGUUGGAGAAUAGGACACACCCAUGCUAUGGAUGUGUUUUCAUACUUGACAAUGACCAGUCCGAAUGUAUGUGAUCAGAAGCAGAUUCUUCUAGUUAUAGUCAAGUAUUUGUUUGCUGUAGUGUUGUCAGGGCAACUUAAAAGUCCCCUGGCAACGUUGCAGCAUUUUGUUAAAUCCCAUCUUUCCUUGAAUUUUACAAGGGAACGUUCUUUAAUAAGGUUCGUUACGGCUGCAGUGAAGUUCUCAUCUUUCGACACGUCACGUAUUCACAUCUAAGAAUCCCUGUGCUGAACUUGUUCGUCCAAUAGAAUAACCAGAUCCAAAAAUGUUUUCUUACAUAUGCCACAUUGUUUACAAAUACAAUAAUUCAAUUCUUCUUGUGAUAAUAUGGGAAUAAAUGCUUUAAACAAGGAGCCAGCUAUCCCUUUUUCAUCCUUUUCUUCUAUACAUAUUUAUUGAUAUGAAUACUUCGUCCGCACCAGACACUCUUUCCCUAUCAGGAAUUUUUUUUUAGGUCAUGGGCCUAAUUCCUGACGACGUUCGUCAUCGUCUCGCAUUCGGUGACAUAUGCGAGUAGAAAAAUGGUAUUCUUGAAAGCCUUUGCCGUAUGCGAGAGAUCCAGCAUGCGACGCUUGGCGAAUGAUUUGAAACGAACGCUCUUGACCAUUUGACAACCUUAUCUCGCAUGCGGUAACUAUGUGUAUCCAAGCAUUUUAUUUGUGACUGUCACAUAGAUUUAAAAUAAAAUUAAUUAUUCUUCCUAGUUUAUAUUUUUAAUGAAUUUUUUAUAAUUAUCAAGUGUUCAUUAGUCAUUAUGUCAUUAACUUUGUAUUUACAAGUGUACAUUUUUUAUAAAAUGGAUGAUAUAGAGGAAUUCAACUUUAUACAAUUAAUACAAAAUAUUAAAGAGGCACAAUUAGAUGCAGAACUACAACCUCUCAAUUACACUGGCUGGCAGGGUGCAUUUUUGUUACCAGAUACAGUUUAUAAAAGUAUUUUGCUAAUUUUAAAGUUUUCCGUUUAUUAUCAAUUUUCAUUUCCAAAUACCUACUCAAAUUUAUUUUAAUAAUGAUAGAAACUACUAAUUUGAAACUCACACAGGUCAAUUUUUUUUACAAUGUUCUUAAAUUUUAUUGGUGGAAAACGAUUGAACUGCCGUAAUAAUCAAAGACUCUUCGCUACACCAUGCGGCACGACACUACUCUAACGAAGGGUAGUCAAGAAUACAACUUUUCCGUCGCAUGCGGUGGCGACCAUGCGUCGCUAACCGAAUGCGGUGUUCAGCGCACAGUUUCAGGAAUUAGGCCUCAGGUUCUUUGUAACCUGAAAAAUAACAAUUUUUAUUAGAUUCGAUAAAUCAUGUUAAGAUGUUCUUUUCUGCCGUUUGCAUUCUCUACCUUCUCGUUAUCUCAGUGAUACCACCUCUCACUCACUGCACCUCUCCUGUAUUUCCUUUUCUGUGUCUUUGGAGGUAUUGAUCAGUGAACAUCUUCAUCUUUCACGAUUGAACUUAAGUUGAUAAUGCAAUAUUUCCUUUGAUUGGAGUGUAUUUUCUACUAUGUAGUCCAUAGUGGUGUAGCACAAAGUUCUGCAUCAAAAAUAAAGCCAUCCUCGUUACAUGCAUGCAUAAUUAUGUCUUUCUCCCUCACUUGCACAGUUAUAUUUUAUAUUUAUAUCCUGCCAGAUUCUUUUUUGUAGAUCCCAUCGAAAAAAAUCCAUGACACAAACGAAGCACUGCUUCUUUUAAACUUAUGGACAUACCUUAAGAACUGAAUGUGCUUGUGAACUACUACCGAUUUCUCACAUAAUAAUGCCUUACGAUUUUCUUCUUUCUCAAAUUUAAAUCCGAUAUGUUUUAAAGUUUUCCAAUGACUCUGGUUCUUCCUAAAUUUACAAUUGCUUUAGUUUUAAUUUCUUCGUGAUUUGUAUCUAAAGUUAAAUAUUUUUUCGAUGAUCUCAUGUUGUAAAUGGUAUCAUGAAUUUUAAAUUUUAUUCCAUCGGGAAGGUAUUUAAUUUUUCUAUUGGGAGUGUUUUUUUGAGUUGUUUUAUCAUGGUUUGGUUUUUCAGUACCAUCUGAAGUGUUGGCUCGCUAAUAACUAGUACUUUCCUAUAGCUCUUUCGUGUACCCGACUCACUCGCCAUGAUUUUUAUUAAUUUUGACUUUUUUUGGCUUUUCUGUAGAACUAGUCGAAUUCAACAUUGACCUAAACUUAUUAACCUAUAAUAUUUUUUCUUCUGCUUUUUUUUUUUUAAUUGGGUCAUGUCUGAGCUUCAUUCCUCUUAAUUGAAUAUCGGUGUAAACUAAAUGAUAUGCAAUAAUAUUACUGGAUGUUUAUAUUUUAAUAUUUUUUGUUAACUCCCUCUUUUCAUUUUUCUCAACAUAAUAUAAACAUUUUACAUAUUUCCAUAGUUACAUCUUUCCAACUACUUAAUCCUGGCCCAAAAAAGAUUAUCUCCUGAUCAGUAGCAUCCCCAAGGAAUUCGUCUCCAUCUCACUGUAUACAUUCUUCAGUCUGUGUCUGAUAAUUUGGGACAAUCCAAAGCGACCAUCUCUUUUCAACCAACUUCAAAAAAGGAGGAGGUUUUCAAUUCACCUGAAUAUUGUUUUAUGUAUGACACAGCGGUAAUUCUUUAACACCUUGUCCGAUUUCUGUUUUUUUUUUGUUGGGGGUGGCAAAUCUGGUCUAGGUCUAUUAAUGUCACCCAUGAGAAAAUCAUCAUCUUCAUUUUUUAUGUAUAUUCGGCGAUAAUUCUUUAGCACGUUGUUCGAUUUUUAUAAUUCUUGUUAUUUGACGUCUCUUCGAUUUUUUGCGGUCGGCUCUUGGACUGCACAGAGGGGUCCAACAUUUUUCUGGUUUCAACUCCUUUUUGUAUCCAUAAAACCUUUAUCAGAAAGCUCAAUUGAAACACAAUAAGGAAAAUCACCUUUACGCUUUUUUCUUUUCAUUUCUGAAAAAGCCAAAGUCUUUAUGUGCCAAGUCUGGGGUGUAUGGUGGAUUAUACAGUAAUGUUGAUUUGCUUAUAUCAAAUUUUGUUUUGUCAUCGCUAUUCGAGAUAUAUGACGUCGUCACUAGUUUUUUGAAAGGCCACUUUUUUACUUAGAAACGCAAAAUUUCAUGAUAUGUACAUAAAAAUAUUAUUGAGAAUAAUUUUUUUGGUUGUUACGUUUGUUGAAUAACGUUUUGUGAGAUUUUUUUUUCCGAAAAUAUUGUUAUACUACGAAAUUUGGCAUCCAUAUGCCAAAAAAUGUCUUUUUACUAGUAAUAUCAAAAAAUGCUGUUUCAGUUUAAAAGAAAACUGGUGAUGACGUCAUUUUUCGAAUAGUGAUGACGUCAUAAAAAAAUAUACGUAUAAUAAUAUAAACAAAGGCGCAUCUAAAAAAAAAAAAAAAAAAAAAAAAAUCGACCUUGUACUUCCUUUUUGUUCAAAACUAUUCCCUGUUGUCCAAAUUAACACCUUUUUUUUCUAAAAUUAACAUUUUUCAACCAAAUUAAUCCUUUAUUUUGCUACUUGUCCAAUAAAGUUAGAAAUUUUGCCAUGUUGAAUAUAAUUUUUGCGUUUAUACAGGGAGGGUAUUUUCGAAACAUAGUGAACAAAUUUAAGGGGAUAUUUCUUGGGUCAGAAUAAGAAAAAGAUAUGUCCCGAAUCGCUGCAUUUUCGAAAUGUAGGGUAUUAAAGUUUAAAAAAAUUAUUAUAUCUAAAAAAUGUUUAAGCUGAUUUCGUUAAAGUUUUUACAGUUUCCUAUCAAUUUUAUUGGGUGUCUUUUAGCCGUAUUAGGAGCGGAUCCAGAAAUUCGAGAGACGUGCCUAUGGGACAGGUGGUUCUGAAUUUUGCACAAAAAUUAUAACGAAUAGUAGAUUUUUUCAAUUUUUUGUCCCUUGAUUUUUUCCUACAACGCCUCAUUUUCGAAAAAAAAAAAAAAAAAAAAACGAAGAUCCCAACUUUUGCAUGUCUCUGAAGCUACUAAAAAAUAAAUACAACUAAAAAAUUAAAAUAAUGGAGGUAAAACUUCGUAAUUUACAAGAGUUUUUCAAAAUGACUACCACUACCAAUUUUUUUUAUAAAUAAUAAAAAAAAGAUUGUUUUAAAAAUUUUACCCUGUAGUUUGGUUUGUACUAUCUUUUAUUUUUAACCAAGCAAUAUAUCUCCUUAAAUUUGUGACGCAUAUUUAGGAAACACCCUAUAUAUCCAUGUUGAUUUUGAGAAAUAGUUUACGUGUUUGUAAUUGAAAUCAAUCAAAGAAUCCGAUUUCAAAUUGUUUAUCAAGCAAUAAUCCAGGAACACUUGUAACUACACUGUAACAGUGUUAUUUUAAUGCAGCAAAUCAUUGAUAUAUUGAGGUGUGUAAUGAUUCACUUUGUACACACAAAGAUUCAUGCCUUGAUAUUAUUUUCAUCUUCAACUGUGAGAUGUUUAAACAAAAAAAAAUUUAAAAAAAUGCGUUACUGUUUCUUUUAUCCUUUUAAAAUAGUAAUGAUAUUGCAAAGCGUAAUUUAUCUUCGGUUUUAACAUUUCUUUGAUAUUUUUUUUUAACUGUAAUCAUGGUGAAAGUGCAGUUUUCCAGUUAAUUAAUGGCUAAGGGAAUUAUUAUCUUUUUAUACUGAAAUUCCGUAAUUUUAUAGUAAUGGACGUGUAAUAAAGCGACAUUUUGACUCGUUUGAAUCACAUUUUUACACAAUUUUCGACGAGGAGUACAAUUUGGUUCUGUUAUAUACCUGAGCCUCAAUUGAUUUAAUCUCAAAACGUGUGUCUCGUCUCCUUAGAUACAUUUGUCAAAAAAAACCGCGAUUGGAAAAAUAAAAAAUAAAAAUAAUUACAUAAUAUUGACAACUAACUCUUCUAUUUAUACAUCAUCUUCAUCUUUACAGCAACUUCUCACCCAACUUCCUUAACGUCCCAAAAACAUUAAUUUUUAGACAUUUAUAUCUUAAUAUUUCGUUUAAAGGCAAAAAAACGUAAUAAUCGCAAUGCUAUAUGGAGGCUGUGGUUGUAUCGUCCAUGUUUUUCCAAGGCAUCUUUCUGGUUAAAAUAACUUGUUAUGUAGUUAUGGGGCAUCAGAUACACUGCUACCUAAAAUAUAUAUUGUGCUCCUUCUAUCGCAGUUUAUAUUUAAGUCGAAUCAAUUUUUUUUAUUGUAAUAAACGAGUUUUUAAUUCCUCAAAUAUAAACUCAGCCAUAAAUUGUAUUUACAGUAAACGAGUAACUAUCGUUAUUAUAUUAUCUAACAUGACUGGUUGUAGAUUUUGGUCAUGUGUGUCCUAAGUCUUUGUCUGCUUUCUAAACCACCUUCACAAUUAUUCACCAGCAGUUUUUUUUUUAAUUUGAAAAUUCGAUAUUCAGCUAAUCGGUAAAUCGAUCUAUUCGUUAAGACUGAAACCAGAAUUAUCCUACUGACUGCGCCAAAAAUGAAAACUGGUCAAACUGGCUCUUAUCUAUCACGGAUGACCUUUUUAAGGCGACAGUCAAAUGCUUGGUUCUUCUGGAUUAAAGCUAAGCAUUAUUUGAUACUUUAGAUAUAGCAGAUUUUCAUAGCUUUGUUAAAAAUUGUGUGAUUCAUCAUUAAGCAGAUGAUACCCUUCCAUAGCAGUCUUCUUAAAAAGUUUAGGAUUUGGAGUGCUACACAUUCCGUCAGAAUGUGAAUGGAUAUUUCGUCCUUACAUAAUUUAUACUCACUAUCGUCUACUAUUGGUUCUAUUCAUUCAACUCUUUUUCCUUGUUUCCAUACAAAUUACCUUUUGGAUUCCAUAUCUUUCUGUCAUUAUUCUUGUUAUGACAAAUUUAGACAGAUAUUGCAUAAGUCAAAAUUUUAUACAAAUCUACUACAUGGUAGUCUUUAUAGUUUUUCUCAUUUAACGAUUCGAUGUACAUACAUUAAAAUUAGAAAUUUUAAACUAAGGAAAUUCAAUUUCUGAGUUAUUGAGUUGAUAUAGAAAACAUCAGUGGCCAACGCUUAUUACAAUAGUCUUGGAUUUUACAUCAUUCUCCAUUAGUGUCAUUCAUUGAGAGGAGAUGAUAUGUCAAUACAAAAAGUGUCCGCACUUGUACCCCAGUAUAAUUAAUAAUACAGUAGCGACAGCUUGAGUCGGCCCCUUUUAUGUCGGAGUGGCCAGAUUUUUAUUGACAGUUGACUUUUCUGCCGCUUAUUUCUACACUGAAAAAAGUAACUUAAAAAUAUCUUGUCCCUUUGUCUGUUUGAUUAAAAUAACAUACAAUAAAUGAAAGGUGAAAACUAAGUCUAAUUAUAGUAAACAUUUAUUGAAAUGUGCAUUACAACCAAUCAUAUAAUCGAAAAAAUAAACUACCAUUACUCCCUUGACAAUUUACAUAUGCCAGUUUGACAUAUUUGUCGCUUAUUUACGGACAUGCGAAGAAAAAUAGAGAACCCUCAUAAAUAACGAACUGUCGCUACUGUAUUAUUACUUAUACUGGGCUUGUACCUUAUAAUAAUAUGUCAAACUCGAGCUAGUGGAGUUAGUCAGUUUUGGUGAGAGUAAAUGCAAUUUUUCUAAAACGGCUUCAUUUAAAUGAUAUAAAAACAUUUUCAUUCCAUCAAUCUUCAAAUAUAAAAUUAUUGACUUCAAAUAAAUGAAAGUAUAAACUAGUCGCCAUUUUGAUUACACCUUUCCAUCACUCGAUGUGCGUCCGCCUGUCAUAUUGCUAAUUAGUGUUUAUGUCGUUUCUACUUUAUUCUAUCUCGAUGACUUUAAAUACAUCAAAGUCCAACUCUAAGUCGGCAUUUUAAUUACAUUUUUCCAUCACUCGAAGUGCAUCCAUCUGUCAUAUCGCAAAAUAUUAUAUUGUCUACUUCAUUCUAUCUCGAUGGUGACAUUAUUCUUGUUAUGACAUUUGAUUUCUUGACAGAUACUGCAGAAAUAAAAUAUGACAAGGCUACUAGAUGGCCUAUAGGUUUGUUAAUUUAGCGAUCCGAUGUACUAUUGAUAUGGCAAUGCCAAUUUAAUUAUUCUCCAUAUCUUUUUCUCUCUAUUUGCUCCUCUGAUUACUCCUGGUCUCCCUGUCUCUUCUGCUUCCCUGUCUCUUCUCCUUCGCUGCUCCUCUCACUUCAUCCCACUGCUCUCCUUGUCUUUACUUAAAAAUAAUAUUUUUACGUUUCGGUUUAUUUCUUUUAUUUAACUGUCCAAAAAGUAAAUAUUUAAAAUUCCUUUCCAAAAAUCUCAAAAACCCUCACAAUUUUCACUUAGUUCAUUGCCAGUCUCCCAAUCCAUAAAAAACCCUAACAUCCUGCAUUUUAUUUAAAUUUUGAUUUUCGGAAACUUCAUCAACCCAGCCUCGACCAAUUUUGACAAAUUUUGAUAUGCUAUACUUUCCAUAUUAGUAUAUUAAAACUAGCGAUUUUAAACUGAGCAAAUUGACAUUAUGAGUCAUAGUGAGGUGAAUUAUCAUUAUUCUUGUUCUGACAUUUGACAUUUUGAGAGAUACUGCACAAGACAUAGAAUGUGACACACAAGGCUACUAGAUGGUCUUGUAGAUGUCUAGUUUUGCUGAUUUAGCGAUUUAAUUGCUGUGUUUGAAUAUCCACAUCUGAUGCAUUUUUUACCUCUUGAGCGGUUGUUUAUCCGCAUCGGACACAUCUGUUAAUACUACGUUUUCGUAUCUUGAGUGACGUGAUCUCAGAUGCAUUCGAUGUGGAUAAACAAACGCAGCAAAUGUACGUAUGUACUAAAAUUAGCGAUUUCGAACUGACAAAAUUCACAUUAUGAGUUGCUGUGAGAAAGGAAAUAAAUUAAUUCAAUUACUCUGUUAAUAAUAAAAUAUGGUUUUAUUUGGUUAUUGAAUUUCAAAAAUUCUAAGCCCAUUUUUUAUCUUCGGUUUUAAUUACAUAUGUAAAGAAACGAGACACUUGUUUUGAUUAUUAUUAUUUUUUUUUUUUUUUUCAUGUAUGUAUAUAUAAAAUAUGUGUUUUCCUAUUCACUGUUUUUUCAUACGGGAAUAAUUUAUAUUUUUUAAUAAGAAAAAGGUUGUUGAAUCAGUAUCAAUUGCUAAACUAUCAAAAUAAAAUUUAUAUUGUUAAAUGUGUAAAUGUCUAAAAUAUAUCUUUUAAUUUGCAUGAUCGUGCCAUAACCUUAUCCUUUUUCAGUUUUAAAAUGUGUAUAUUGUAUAAAGGUUAAUAUUUCCUUCUAUAUCUUUGCCUUUAUUCUAAUUUGCUUGUUCUGAUUCAGUAUUCAAUUUUUCCAGUUUUUCUAAUUCACUAACCCAUUUUUCCAGUUAUGUUCUAUAGUUUUUACCUUAUUCGGUCUGUUCUCUAUUAGUUUUUCGUUAUGUUGCAUGUUUCUUCUUGUUUUUACUUUUUUCUUUGCAUUUUUCUGAUAGACUUUCCCAUAUUAUUUCUUUCUAUCGCAUCGAACGCCUUCCUUAGGUCCAUGAAGGUUAUGUUAUGUAUUUCUAUGACUGUAUAUUGUUAGAUUAGGUUUAUGUUUACGCUUACAUUGGUAAUUGGACUACUUUCAUUUAUGUAAAUAACGUUAUAAAUAUUGAAUGGUUUAAAUUUUAUAAAAUUCUAUUUUAACCUUAUUAAAUAUCUGAACCCAAAAAUAUGAGGGAUGUUAAACACCUAACAAAAUACGUCACAAAUUUAAAAAUUGGCGGCGGCAGACCACUAGCUAUGUCAAUAACCGUUAUUAUUUUUCGAUUUUUAAAUAUUUUUUUUAACUUUUUUUCACGUAUUCUAAAAUUUGUUUAUUUACAAUUUUUUUUCUACUAAAAUUAGAUUUUAAAUUAAAAAUAUGAUUUGUUACAUCCUGGCAAUGUUUAUUUGUCUUACCACAUCUAGUCUUAAAAAGUAGAUUUUCUUUUGGUAUAAUUUGCUCUCAAGAUUAAAUUGACUGUACUAUUUUUUUGUAUAUAAAUUCAUAUAGGUAUAAAUAAAAACUAGCGUAUUUUGUCAAAGGUACUCAUUCCUGUAUGAAAAACAUUCAAACAUGUAAAGUGCGUUCCUUUAGUUUACACCUCUCUUACACGUUUGAUGACGGAUUAUUUUCAUCUUUUUCUGUUGCAUUGCAUUGACAAACAAAUCAUCAACGUAACGACAGAUAAUUUUAAAAAGCCUUCUCAUAUACAUUGAUUGGAAUUCAGACUGUACUACUCUAGAUCCUACGUUUAGAUCCCCAAAUCUAUACUGUAGAGAGGGCGAUCUGUAAUGAUGCUUCACCAUAAUCCAGAUCAUGCUAGAUCUAGACUCUAAAUCUAAACCCUAGCUACAUACCAUAGCUCUAAAUUCUAGUUAUAGACCUAUGCUCUACAUCUAAACCCUAGAGAGGAUGACCUGUGAUGUAUCUUCAUCAGGUCUUGAUCCUGCUAGGUCUAGACUUUGAAUCUAAACCCUAGUUACAUACCCUAGGUCUAAAUCCUAGUCCUAAACCGCCUAUGCUCUACAUCUAAAUUCUAGAAAGGAUGAUCUUGCUAGAUCUAGACUUCAGUUAUGUACCCUAGACCUCUUUUACUCUUGGUCUAGACCCUAUAGAGAAAUUUAAAUCUUAGUUACAUAGCCUAGGGCUACUCCUUAGUCUUAGACCGUCCUAGAUAGGAUGAUUUGUGAUGUCGCUUCAUCAGAUAUUGAUUCUGCUAGAUCUAGACUCCAAUUCUAUAUCAUAGCCUCUUCUACUCUUGGUCCAGGCCCUAGAGUGGAUUAUAUGUGAUGUCGAUUUACUUGAUCUGGAUACUGUUAUGCCUAUAACCUAGAUCGAAACCGUAGACCACUUAUAUCCCGAGAUCUAGACCCUGGAGAGGGUGAUCUGUUAUGUCGCUUCACCCCUCACUUUAUGUGAAUGACGAUGAUGAUAAUAAUCUUGUUGAUGCUUUCGGUAAUGACUUAGAGGUGUGAGUUCAUGGAAUGAAGUAUGGUUCUAUAAAAACAAACUUAUUAUUUUAAAAAUAAUCUUUUAUUGUAUUAUGUUGAUUUCAUUCGUCGACCUUUCUUACUCAUCACAAUUUUUUUUAAUUCUGCAAUAAAUAAUAUCCCGCUGAAAGGGCGACACGUGGAAUUCGAUGUCUAAGAGAUUUUGACACAAUUAGUAACGCUUGUCAAACUGUGAUAAAGUCCUUAUCAACGUUUUAGGUAUGAUAUUGACUUCGUUCAGAUGGAAGUACUAUCAUAUUGUUUUUAUGUUAUUUUUUUAGAAUAUAAAUAAUAGAUGUGUAGUCUCCAUCUAUUGUGAUAAGAGACCUUGUCACUAUAAACAUAAAAAUGU